Messenger RNA from Lodderomyces pseudojiufengensis, 528 nucleotides. RefSeq names its product Pga22p (gene PGA22). The record is from RefSeq and is a predicted model, not a curated record. Bases 1 to 528 code for a protein of 175 amino acids. The transcript has a single exon. Lineage: Eukaryota; Fungi; Ascomycota; Pichiomycetes; Serinales; Debaryomycetaceae.
AUGCGUUUUACAACAUUAUCAUCAAUCGCUUUAUUUGCAACUAGUAUUUCAGCACAAACAACUGUGCUUGUUGGUUUUACAACUACAAUUAUUGAUAAUACACCAGUUGGUGGAGCUGGUGGUACUCAAGCUCCGCCUCAGCCAGGUACAGAAAAUCAAUUAACAAUUGGUACUGCUGCAACUGGAGAAGCAGAUACAACAAUAACUAAUACUUUAGAAACUACAGUUACUCAACAACCAACUGAAGAAUCACCUCAAACUGCAGUCCCAACUGAACAAACUGAAACAGUUGAUACUGUAGUUCCUACUCAAAAUGAAACAGAAACGGGUGUAGCUACUACAACCGCUCAUAAUGAAACUCACACUGAAGUUGGAGCUAAUACUACAACUGCAACUGGCACUCCAACUGGUGCAGGUAUCAAUGCUACUGGUACUGCAACCGGUACUACCACCACUGCUGUUGCUGAAGCUGCAAGUUUAGUUGCUGGUGCUUCAUUAGCUUAUUUCGUUGCAAUUUUAUUUUUAUAA